This is a messenger RNA of Talpa occidentalis (Iberian mole), 472 nucleotides long. It is a transcript of the gene MYL2, whose product is annotated as myosin light chain 2. Gene Ontology annotation, biological process: muscle cell fate specification; cardiac muscle contraction; heart development. The transcript has 6 exons. Gene Ontology annotation, cellular component: cytoplasm; myofibril. Lineage: Eukaryota; Metazoa; Chordata; Mammalia; Eulipotyphla; Talpidae. Gene Ontology annotation, molecular function: calcium ion binding. The coding region runs from base 16 to 459 and encodes 147 amino acids. The record is from RefSeq and is a predicted model, not a curated record.
UCCAACGUGUUCUCCAUGUUUGAACAGACCCAGAUCCAGGAAUUCAAGGAGGCCUUCACCAUCAUGGACCAGAACAGGGACGGCUUCAUCGACAAGAACGAUCUGAGGGACACCUUUGCUGCUCUUGGGCGUAUGAAUGUGAAAAACGAGGAAAUUGAUGAGAUGAUCAAGGAGGCUCCGGGUCCCAUUAACUUCACUGUGUUCCUGACGAUGUUUGGGGAGAAACUUAAGGGGGCUGACCCCGAAGAGACCAUUCUCAACGCCUUCAAAGUGUUUGACCCCGAAGGCAAGGGGGUGCUGAAGGCUGAUUACAUUCAGGAGAUGCUGACCACGCAGGCAGAGAGAUUUUCCAAGGAUGAGGUCGACCAGAUGUUUGCCGCCUUCCCACCUGAUGUAACCGGCAACCUGGACUACAAGAACCUGGUACACAUCAUCACCCACGGGGAAGAGAAGGACUGAGGGAGGGGCCCCA